AAGUCGUUAUCCUGGACAAAAAUGACAGUCCACCGGAGUUCAAGAACAUACCACCAGCGUACUUCGCGUCGGAAGACCUUGCGCCAGGACAACGCAUCACCACCAUAAUAGCAGAGGAUCCUGACACCAUCGGCAGUAUAACAUACAGCAUACAGAAUGAAGAGCCGAUGCCGUUCAUCAUAGAUUCUCAGACAGGAGUACUUACUCUUGAAGAUCCUCUUGAUAGGGAAACGGUGUCGGAGUAUCAAGUCGUGAUCAGGGCAGAUGAUGGGAUCCAGUUUACAGAUAUUACUGUUACAGUUCAGGUAACGGACACCAACGACAACCCGCCCGUGUUCAAAGAGAGCGCAUACUCUUUCGACAUUCCCGAGAACGCAGCGAGAGGUUCUGUAGUUGGUACCGUGGCGGCCGUUGACCCCGACUCGGGAGCCAACGCUCAGCUAACGUACGUCGUCAUUUCGGACUGGGCCAACGAUGUCUUCUCGCUCAACCCCCAGACAGGGGUGUUUACGCUGACGGCUAGGCUGGACUACGAAGAGACGCAACACUACAUUCUGGUUUCGCAAGCGCAGGACGGUGGCCACCCGUCCUUGUCUGGCACGGUCACUGUUUACAUAAACGUCAUCGAUCUAAAUGAUAAUACGCCCAUAUUUGACCCGAUGAGUUUCUCUAAUGAAAUUCAGGAAGAUGCGGCGAUAGGCUCUUCUGUCGUUACCAUAAGUGCCACUGAUUUGGAUUCAGGUUUAAAUGGAAAAGUAACGUAUAAAAUAACAUCUGGAGAUGAAAAUCAAGAUUUUAAAAUUUCUGACAAUGGAACUAUUUACACGGCAAAGCUGUUAGACAGAGAAACCCUCCCGAUUUACAAUUUGGUUGUAACCGCUAGAGAUUUAGCGAGACCACCGGAACCUCAGUUGUCAUCCACUGUACAGGUUACAAUACAGCUGAAAGAUAUAAAUGAUAUGGCGCCUGAAUUUAUCACACCAAACGUUACGACAGUUUCCGAGAACAUUCCGUUGAAUACAGUCGUAAUGACUAUUAAAGCUAUAGACAAAGAUGAAGGGAGAAAUGGUUACGUGGAGUAUUUCAUGACGCCAGACCCAGAAAUUAAUGGCUACUUUUCGUUAGGAAAUGUUGACGGCAUUCUACGUGCUACAGGAAAGCUCGACAGAGAACUAAUAUCGAGUUAUGUAAUAACUGUUACUGCCAAAGACAGGGGUGAUCCGCCAAACUUAACCAAAAGUAAGAUAACUAUAAAUAUUUUGGAUGAGAAUGAUAACAGCCCUGUGUUUGAUCCAAAACAAUAUAGUGCCUCAGUUCCUGAGAAUGCCAGCAUUGGAGCCAGUGUCUUACAAGUGUCAGCGACAGAUAUCGACGAAGAUGCCAAUGGAAGAGUUAGAUAUUCGAUUGCAUCUGGUGAUGAAAAUAGAGAUUUCAGUAUAAGUGAAGACACGGGAAUCGUGAGAGUUGCCAAAAAUUUGAACUUUGAAAGAAAAUCUCGUUAUGUAUUGGUGAUCAGAGCAGAAGAUUGCGCUAAAGAUGACGUAAGAUUUGAUACGGCUGAGCUAUCCAUUUCAAUUGAAGACAUCAAUGACAACCCUCCCACAUUCUUAGACUCGCCAUACUUAGCAUACGUCAUGGAGAAUAUAAUUCCUCCGAACGGGGGUUACAUAAUAACUAUUCAUGCUUACGAUGCUGAUUCACCGCCAUUCAACAACCAAGUACGUUACUUCAUAAAGGAAGGCGACGCGGAUCUAUUCAAAAUCAAUGCUUCGUCGGGACAAAUAUCUUUGCUGAGAACAUUAGAUCGUGAAGCACAAGAUGAAUACACUUUAGCACUUGUAGCAAUGGACACAGGAUCUCCACCACUUACCGGAUCGGGAACUGUUAAAAUCUUAGUCCAAGAUGUUAAUGACAACAGUCCAGAAUUUGAAAGACAAAGUUAUAAAACAACCGUAAAAGAAAAUUUACCUGCCGGAACAAUAAUUAUUACCCCGCAGGCGACUGAUAGAGAUCUCGGUAACAAUGCGAAGAUACGAUAUAGUCUUCUCGGCGACAAAUCGGAAAGGUUUCAGAUAAAUUCUGCAACUGGUGUCAUUUCAACAAAUGCAACAUUGGAUAGAGAAGAAUGGGAUAUUUAUUAUUUAAUUAUAAUGGCGCAAGACUCGUCAACAACAGACCCACGCACUGCUACAGCUAACUUAACUAUAGUUGUAGAAGACGAGAAUGAUAAUACACCAACAUUUGCGCAUCCAGUGUACGAGACGCAUAUUUCAGAAAGAACAGUCAAAGGUGAUUUUGUCUUUGGCGUAAAAGCUAAUGAUAAUGAUAUUGGCUUGAAUAAAAAGAUUUCAUAUGAUCUGAAAGGCGAACAUGAAGAUUUAUUUACCAUCAAUAAAGAAACUGGUGUAAUAAAAGCGAAAGAAAACCUCAUGAAGUAUAAAGACAAAAAUGUAUUGGCCUUUAAUUUAAUAAUAGUUGCUACAGAUAGCGGAGAAAGCCCACGACAAAGUACCGCAGAAUUAAUUUUGAUACCGAAAUCUGUAAGAAACUUCCCAAAAUUUACGGUGACAAGUAAAUUAACUUUUACUUUCUCAGAAGAUACACCUGAAGGGGUUUUAGUAACGAGAUUGUCUGCUACAUCGCCGAAAAAGGGACCGAUUGGAUUAUUGCAGUACGGUAUAGCAGGUGGUAAUGUUGGCGAUGCAUUGCGAGUGGAACCAAUGAGUGGUGAAGUCUUCAUUACGGGAAAAGGCCUUGAUUAUGAAACGAUGCCAUUAUAUGAAGUAUGGUUUGAAGUUAGAGACUCGGAUAACCCACCUUUAAAAUCAUUUAUUGAAAUAGAAAUUAAGGUUACAGAUGCAAAUGAUAACCCACCAGUCAUUGAAAGUGCCUUGUAUAAUGCCACUGUACAAGAGGAAGAGUCUCCACCUCAAUUAGUAAUCGAAAUACAUGCCCAUGAUGAAGAUUCAAAUGAGAAUGGGAGAAUAUCCUACAAGUUAAUUAACGAUUAUGAAGAAACGUUCAGCAUUGAUCCGGAAACUGGCGAAAUAUACACAAAUAUGGCAUUAGAUCGUGAAUCAAUUCCUUUUUAUGAAAUAUUAGUAGAAGCUGUUGAUCACGGAGUACCGCAAUUAAUCGGAACUUCAACAGUCAUCGUCACCGUCUUAGAUAAGAAUGAUAAUCCUCCUCGAUUUACUCGAUUAUUUAGUGUUAACGUUACUGAAAAUGCUGAAAUUGGCUCCUUUGUAAUUAAAGUUACAAGUUCUGAUCUGGAUUCUGGUCCUAAUGCAAAUGCUACCUAUAGUUUUGUCGAAAAUCCUGGGGAAAAAUUUAUCAUAGAUCCUAUAAGCGGUAAUGUUACAGUAGCUCGUCCAUUAGACCGAGAACUUCAGGAUGAAUAUAUCUUGAAAGUUGCUGCUAUCGAUGGAGCAUGGCGAUCUGAAACACCUUUGACAAUUACUAUACAAGACCAGAAUGAUAAUGCACCAGAAUUUGAAUAUUCCUUCUACAGUUUCAACUUCCCCGAGUUGCAAAGAAAAAAUAGUUUCGUAGGUCAAGUAAUUGCAACAGAUAGAGACAAACAAGGACCUAAUUCUAUCAUCUCAUAUUCCCUUCAACAACCUUCUGAUUUAUUUUCUAUCGAUCCUGCUACAGGUGAAAUAUUAGGCAAGUUUGUUAUGAACUAUAAAAGGACCUCAGUUAAUUCUUCACCUGAAAACACAUAUUCCGUUGUUGUUGUAGCUACUGAUAAUGGAAAGCCACCAAUGUCUUCGGAAUGUUUGGUAACAAUAAAUGUGGUCGAUGCUAAUAAUAACGCACCUAAAUUCAAUGACCACGAGAAAUUUGUACCUGUACCAAAGGAUGCAAUAAUAGGCGAACACAUAAUGAAAGUGACAGCAGAAGAUAAUAUGGACUUUGGAAUAAAUGCUGAAAUAGAAUAUCACGUAGUUGGUGGAAACGGUACUGCAUACCUUACCGUGGACAAAAUAAAUGGCUGGAUUACUGUGAAUAAGCAAUUCUAUUACCUGGGUCAAUAUUAUAAGCUAAGAAUUAAAGCGGUUGAUCGUGGAGUUCCUCCACAGUCAGACGAAACAACGGUAACGUUUGUGGUCACCGGUGAAAAUAUUUAUAGUCCAAGAUUUACAGCUCUUAGCUACCAAGUCAUUGUACCGGAGAAUGAGCCAGUAGGGUCAUCCAUCCUUACGGUAAAGGCUAGCGAUGAGGAUGAAGGACCCAACGGGAUUGUCCGAUAUUCCAUUUCAUCUGGAAAUACCGGUAAAGAAUUUCAAAUACACCCUAUAUCUGGCACAAUCAGCAUUAUGAGAUCUUUAGACUAUGAUACUAUUCAAGAGUAUCGUCUAAAUAUAACUGCAAAAGAUCUUGGUUUUAAAUCAAGAGAAACAACUGCAACUUUGACUAUAAUUUUAACCGACAUUAACGACAACGCACCGCAAUUUAAUCAAUCAGUUUAUGUCGCUUAUCUGCCUGAAAACUCACCUGUUGAUAGCUUUAUAUUUACUGUAAAAGCUACGGACAUCGAUUCCCCUAAAAACUCUAUUAUAAAGUACUACAUAAAUAAUGAAAUGUUAUCUAUGUUCUAUAUCGACGAAAGUAAUGGUGAAAUUUUCUCCAGAGAAGUAUUUGAUUUUGAGGAAAAGUCGUUAUAUAAAUUAGAAAUCAGGGCAGAAAAUCCUGAUUCCAAUAAAAACACAACGGAAGUGAUUGUUCAUAUAACGGGCGUAAAUGAAUACUAUCCUAAAUUCAAACAACCCGUAUUUCAUUUUGAUGUUUCGGAAUCUGCUGAAGUUGGAACUAACGUCGGAGUUAUCCAAGCUACUGAUCAAGAUAGUGGCGAUGAUGGCAUAAUUUAUUACUUAUUUGUAGGAUCAAGUAAUGACAAAGGAUUUAGUAUUAAUUCACAAACUGGGGUUAUAAGAGUCGCCCGAUAUUUGGACAGGGAAACUCAGAACAGAGUUGUGUUAACAGUAUUAGCAAAAAAUUCUGGUAGCAUACAUGGCAAUGAUACAGAUGAAGCGCAAGUUAUAAUUUCCAUACAAGAUGGUAAUGAUCCACCUGAAUUCUCUCAACAUUAUUAUGAAACUACUAUAUCUGAAGGAGCCAAUGUGGGUCAAGAAGUAAUUCAAGUGCAAGCAGUUGAUAAAGAUGUGCGUCCUCAAAAUAAUCAGUUCAGCUUCUCUAUUAUAGGAGGUAAUAUUGAUCAAAAUUUCAAAAUAGAUCCUCAAUCAGGAGUGAUUGAAGUAGCAAGACAAUUAGACCGAGAAACGUUAUCAGCAUACUUAUUAACUGUUGGUGCUAUAGAUACGGGUAUACCACCACAAACUGGUACAGCUACAGUAAAAAUAAUGCUCACAGAUAUCAAUGAUAAUGGUCCAGUUUUUGACGUGGCCAACUUUGAAGGUUCUGUUUACGAAAACGAGCCGCCAAACACUAGCAUAACGACACUAACUGCAAAAGAUCCAGAUUUGCCGCCAAACGGGGCACCUUUCUCAUACUCGAUUAUUGGUGGAAAACAUCAAAGUUACGUAAAAAUGCAUAAACAUACAGGCGUACUCUUGACCACUAAGAAAAUAGACAGAGAACAAACUCCUAAUCUAGAAAUUACUGUUUUGAUUGAAGAUAGCGGUACUCCUGUAAUGAAAUCCAAUUAUACAAUACAGAUCAAAGUAAAGGAUAAAAAUGAUAAUCCACCUACACCAAGAUCGGUACACGUGCUUGUUUAUGCAUUCAAUAACAAAGUUCCACGCGGAAAAAUAGCAGAUAUAAAACCUAAUGAUCCAGAUAUUGUUGGAGAUUACAAAUGUAAGAUGAUUAGAGAUUCUACCUCGGAAAAUACACUUAUUUUAUUAAGUAUUAAAAAAGGAUGUGAUCUUUAUACCAAUGCUGUGAAACCAGGACAAGGCUAUUCAUUUUCAGUAUUAGGCAAUGAUGGAGUUCACAAAGAUGUUACAUCCUCCAUAAGCGUAGAAUAUUUUUCAUUCGACAAUGCUACUGUUGAGCAAUCAAUCACUAUGAGAAUAAACAACAUGACUGCAUCAGACUUUUUAACACACUAUUACCGAAGUUUGUUAGAGAUAUUAAAAGGAGGGCUAAAAAACAGAGAAAGAAUUUUCCUAUACAGUAUAAAUGAAAUGGAAGGUCACUUAGAUUUAACUAUAGCUAUGGAAGAAAAUCAUACGAUAUCAAAAAGAGAAGAUACUGAAAGACACCUAAGAAACAAGGAAUUUGAAAUAACAAGAUUACUGAAGAGUCAAAUUAUUGUGGCGUAUUAUCCCUGUGCUUCGCAGCAGUGUCAAAAUGAUGGUAUUUGUACGGACUCAAUUCGGGUGUUAGAUGACACUAAAAUUACCGAAAGCUCUACGCUGAUUCUAACUUCACCUCUUAUAAAGCAUGAUUAUACUUGCCAAUGUUCAGGCGGAUUUAUGGGAAAGAAUUGUGACAAGCGACAAGAUCCUUGCUCACCAAACCCUUGUCGUUUUGGCGGUCAAUGUCGCAAACAAGGUCAUGAUUUUGUCUGUGUUUGUCCACCGCGUCGUGACGGAAAAACUUGUGAACAAGAGAAGGACGACGUAUGUAGCAGCAAUCCAUAAAAUGGUGGAUCUUGCAAAGAAAGUUCAGACAGAAAUUCAUUCUUCUGCUUAUGCCGACCUGGCUAUCGUGGUAAUCAUUGCGAAGCUCUCGUUGAUUCGUGCCGACCCAAUCCAUGCAUGUAUGGGGGAAUUUGCAUAAGUUUAAAGCCUGGUUAUAAGUGUAGUUGUACAAAUGGUCGUUAUGGAACACACUGUGAAAGUACUACGUUUGGUUUUGGCGAAUUGUCAUACAUGCAAUUUUCUGCUCUAGAUGCUUCGACCAAUGAUAUAACUAUUAUAUUUGCAACAAGCAAACCAGAUGCGUUGCUACUGUACAAUUACGGCGCUCAAACCGGUGGAAGAUCAGAUUUUAUAGCCAUAGAACUACUUGGUGGCAAACCAAUAUUUUCAUUUGGUGGCGCUAGAACAUCGAUAACAUCUGUUGCUAUUUCAAAUCCAAAUAAAAAUCUAGCAGAUGGCAAUUGGCACAAAUUAACUGCCACAAGAAAUGGUCGUGUGAUAUCGUUGAGCGUAACCUCAUGUACAGAACAUGGAGAUGUUUGCAUGGAAUGCGAACCUGGCGAUGAUUCAUGCUACAGUGAUGACACUGGACAAGCAGGAACGCUGAACUUUAACAACGAACCUCUUCUCAUCGGAGGACUUGACAAAGCAGAUCCAGUCUUAGAGCGUCCGGGACAAAUCCAUUCGGAUGACUUCGUGGGAUGUAUGCAUAGUAUAACAAUCAAUGGCCGAUUACUGAAUCUUACAAAUCCUCUUCACUCGCGCGGUGUUGAAGCAAAUUGUGAACGGUCUGAAAAAGGAGCUUGUUACAAAAAAGAUAUCUGCGGUACUGGCGAAUGUCAAGACCGAUGGAAAACGAACUUUUGCAAAUGUGAUGGUACUUAUAUUUCCCCUGACUGCAGUCAUUCUCUUCAAUCUAUUUCCGUCGGUGAAAAUGGAUUUAUUACAUACACAAUAUCAGAAAAGCAUAGACGAAUACAAUUGCUUGAAUCAUUUUACGGAGGAAAUACAGUAUGGGAUAAGAGAAAUAGUAAAUCUACGGGAAAAAUGAAUAUAAAAUUAAGCAAUCCAACAAAAGCUCUUUCUUUUUCAUUUAGGACACACAAAAAAGAUGGUAUACUUUUUUAUGCGGCGACUGACAAAUAUUAUACAUUAAUAGAAUUAGUAGGAGGGAAAGUAAGUUAUACGUCAAAACAGAAUUCUAUGGUAAAUAUGACUCAAACAGAACAGAAUGAUGUCUCAGAUGGAAUAUGGCAUAAUAUUACUUUACUAUCUAUGGGAAGAAGCAUAAGUUUGAUAGUAGAUAGUAAAAAUGUUGGAGAAGAACUGGAUGCAGUUGGCGUUCAUGAUUUUUUAGACCCUUACCUUACCCUCUUGUCCCUGGGAGGCGUUAAAACAGAAUGGCUGACCGUAUCGCACCAGAAUAAAUUUGAGGGAUGUCUAGCAAAUCUUACAAUUAAUAAUGAAAUUCAACCUUUUGCUGGAAAUGGAAGCAUUUUCAAAAAUACAGUUCGGAGAGGAAAAAUAUUAAAUGGAUGUCAUAGCGCUUUUGCUGUCGGAUCUACACAAAAUCCAGACCCGUUACGUACAGGAAUUAUAAUUGUAAUAGUAUUUUUCGGUAUUUUGAUAGUUACCAUAUUGGUGUUGCUAUUUUUUUGAAAACAAAAAAAAGAAAAAGCUAGUACCGGAAAUAAAAGCAAUGGCACUCACUCGAAACAAAAUGGUGGUCCAGCACUAUUAAAUGCUCCAAAUUUAAUUGCAGGAACUAAUGAUAGCAUAAUGAAUCGAAAUUUGCACAAUAAUGAUACUAGUCUUACCAGUUAUAUGUCAGAAAAUGCUGAUAUUACACGUAACGUUGGACAUAUUGUUGGUCCCUGAACUUCUGUCUAAAAAUAUAAAGAUCGAGAAAUAAUGAACAUAGAUCCACCUAGGCCACAACGACCAGAUAUAAUUGAACGAGAAGUAGUUGGUAAAAGCCCAGCAUUGAGAGAAGAUCACCAUCCGCCACCUCCACCAUCUACAAACACAUCUCAUCAUCAUGAUCAUCCAAGCGGCAUAGAUUUGAAUUCAGAAGUUCCUGAACACUAUGAUUUAGAAAAUGCAAGUUCUAUAGCGCCGUCAGACAUCGACAUUGUAUAUCACUAUAAAGGAUUUAGAGAAGCAGCAGGAGCUAGGAAAUAUAAAGCCACUCCACCACCUAUAGCAGGUUACCAUCACAAACACCAGACGCCCCAACACCGACACUCGCCACAUCAUCCUAGUGGGUUUCCAUCCCGAGUACUGCCGCAAGCUGCUCAGCCGCCUCCCCAGCCUCGACAUCAAACCACUCCAUUAGCUCGAUUAUCGCCUAGUAGCGAACUUAGUCAACAACCACGAAUAUUAACACUUCACGAUAUAUCAGGCAAACCACUUCAAAGUGCAUUACUGGCUACUACAUCCAGUUCAGGCGGAGUAGGUAAAGAUGCAUUGCAUAGCAACAGCGAACGAAGUUUGAAUAGUCCGGUUAUGUCACAGCUUAGCGGACAAAGUUCAUCAGCAGGUAGAAAGACCCCCAGCGCCACACCGCAAGUGCCUCAAGUAGUGUCAGUCGGUACUGGCGCGGUUGGACUGACAGCAGAAGAAAUUGAAAGAAUGAAUGCGAGGCAGAGGACAUCAAGCCUAGUGUCUACCUUAGAUGCAGUUUCAAGUUCUAGUGAAGCGCCGAGAACAACAAGUGUCGGACAUCACAUGUCACACAGGCAUCAUUCUCCACCAGAUGACAAUAGAAGUUCAACUGGCUCUGACGACGAAAGCGGUAAUGACAGUUUUACAUGUUCAGAAAUAGAGUACGAUAACAACAGCAUCAAUGCAGAUAAAUUAGAGGAUGUUAGGAGGCAAAACGUUAGUAGUGCGAGUAAUCCGAAGAAGCCUAUUAUACCACCACCAUAUGAAAGUUUUGAUUCCUCAUUUCGUGGUUCGUUGAGUACUCUAGUCGCAUCUGAUGACGACCUCGCCCCUCAUGUAAGCGCUGCGUUGUACAGACAGGCAAACGGGUCUCCCGCGGCGGCGGCUUUGGGUUGGGACAACAUAUUUAAUUGGGGGCCCAAUUUUCAAAGCAUGAUCGGUGUAUUCAAGGAUCUCGCUGAACUACCGGAAACUGUGAACGGUCGAAUGCCUGCUUCGUUAAGACAUCAAAAUGGCACGCCAAAGCCCUCUGAAGAAUACGUGUAACAAUAAUGACCGUGUAAAAUUGUAAAUAUCGUGUUAGAUAUAAUAAUGUACAAAUUGUAUCAUUGGGAUCUUGUAUCAAGGUCGCCAAAAAUUUGCCAUAUGAUAGAUAGUUUAUAAGAUUGCGAACCUUUUAUUCUCACUGUAAAUAAUUUUGUAGAUAAAAUAAAAACAUAUCGACUACUUCUUCAAUUGUUCAAAUUUUUUUGUACAGAAACUAAACAACUUCUAAUGUGUAAACCCACUUCAGAAUAAGAGUGAUUUUGUGUAAAUAAAUUUAAAUGUUACGCUUAUUAUUAUUAUGUAUAAAUAAAUUAUGCCUUUUCAUUGUGAUAUUACAUGUCCCAACGGAUCAAUG
This is a messenger RNA of Manduca sexta (tobacco hornworm), 10173 nucleotides long. It is a transcript of the gene ft, whose product is annotated as cadherin-related tumor suppressor. The record is from RefSeq and is a predicted model, not a curated record. Gene Ontology annotation, cellular component: plasma membrane; catenin complex. Gene Ontology annotation, biological process: homophilic cell-cell adhesion. Gene Ontology annotation, molecular function: calcium ion binding; cadherin binding. Lineage: Eukaryota; Metazoa; Arthropoda; Insecta; Lepidoptera; Sphingidae.